Messenger RNA from Neurospora tetrasperma FGSC 2508, 837 nucleotides. RefSeq lists its product as uncharacterized. NCBI's taxonomy places the organism in Eukaryota, Fungi, Ascomycota, Sordariomycetes, Sordariales, Sordariaceae. Bases 1 to 837 code for a protein of 278 amino acids. The record is from RefSeq and is a predicted model, not a curated record. The transcript is spliced from 19 exons.
AUGGUGGCGGCUCCCGCCAUGUUUCUGGAAAAACAUAUUCGGAACCCAUCAAUAUCUUCUCACAAGAGGGACCCCCAGAAAUAUCUAUCCGCACGACCACUUGCAGAACUUCACAGGCCGCUCUGUACGAAAGCAUUCUUCACAGGAUUAACUCCCCAAGGCGAAAAUAACAGGCCGAAGCACAACCCACAUGAACAAGCCUGUCACCUUUCAGAUAAGUCAAUCCCGCCCCUUAACCUGAGAACGCACUACCUGCUUGACAGAAAACAAUUCUCCGGCAACAUAUCAGGUCAGAGCCCAUCCCGUCCACUUCUAGAAAGACCAAGGCAAUAUUCCAGAACGAGUCCGAUGCCAGGUCCCUGUCCACAGACCGAAUCUCGGGUGUUCCCUCCUUUUUUUGCAAGUGUACCCGCCCCCUUGUCAGAGAGCGAAAGCGACUUCGCCCUCCAUGACCCGACCCCGACUUCGAUCCCCGAUCUGACAUCAUUCCCAUCCUAUAUUGGCCAAGAUGCCAUUGGAUGUCCGAUUUCCAGUCACUCCGUUAGAGCAACAAGUACUAGCCUACGACCGUGUCAUGGAUUCAUCAUGACAGUUCACCUCAAGCAAGCUAACCACCAGAAUACCUACCACCCACUGGCCCCAAGUACGAAAGCGAUCACAGGUCGAUGGAAAACCUUGGCAACAACUCCUCCGCGAGGAUGUUACUACCUCUACGAAUCCAAAUCUAUGACGCCGCUGUACCGACAGGCUGGAUACUCCCAAAUUGCCGCCGCCGCCACCAGCAGCAGCAGCAACAGCAUUGACAGUUCGAACCCAAGCCAAGUGGCUUGGCCUUGA